AUGGCAUCACUCGCGGAACACAUCGCCCAAUUUGAGACGCUGCGCGCUCAGGCCGAACCUCUGCCCACGGACAGCGCCGCCUACACCACAUCGGCAUUUUUCAAGUCCAAGAAUGCUGGACAGGGCAAAUCGAGAUCAAAGCCAUGGAAUCAUCGUCUCAGUCUAGACAGCCGCUCUCAGGGAUCAUCGCCUCUCAAGGCAGCCAACCGCGGCAAGAACAUGGACAUGAUUACAUUAGGCACUGCGCGUCCGUCGCCACAGUUUUACCCGUACGAGUCUCUCACGGUCAACGUCGUUGAUGACGCUUCGGCCAAGGAAAACAAGCCCACAACCGCCAUUACCUGCUCCAAGGGCGAGAGCGCCUACAACUUGGCGGCUGCUCUCAACUAUGGCUUCCCCGCCGGAUCGCCGCAGUCAGUGCGCUUCAUUACAGAGCACGUCGAAAUGAUUCACAACCCACCGUACGAGGACUGGAAGACGAGUCUGACUUGCGGAACCACAUCUGGCCUUGAAAUGGUCUUUCGCAUUUUUUGCAACCCAGGCGACAAUAUCCUGGUUGAGAAGUACUCGUACACGGGCACAAUUGUAGGGGCCCGCGCGCAGAGAAUCAACACGGUGCCUAUUGGCAUGGACGACUUUGGCUUAUCUGCCAAGGAGCUGGACAGCACGCUGGAGAAUUGGGAUGCCUCCAAGGCCCACAAACCAUACGUUUUGUACACGAUCCCUACCGGUCAAAACCCAACUAGUGUUUCUCAGAGCGUCAAACGCCGCAAGGAGAUCUACAAGGUUGCCGAGAAGCAUGAUCUCAUCAUUGUGGAAGAUGACCCUUACUUCUUCCUCCAAAUGGGUAGAUCCACCAAGCACGAGUCUGGUAGCAAGGAAGCCCUUCAAGAGUACGUGGAAAGACUUCCCCCAUCAUACCUCUCUCUGGAUGUGUCGGGCCGUGUGGUCCGCUUAGAUUCUACCUCGAAGAUUCUUUCGCCGGGAAUGCGCCUCGGCUGGCUUACUGCGUGCACUCAAAUCGUUGAUCUAUUCGAGGCCUACUCUGAAGUCAGCGUCAUGUCACCUAGUGGUCCUUCGCAAGUCAUGAUGUAUAAGCUCCUCGAUCAGACUUGGGGCCACACUGGCUUUGUCCGAUGGCUGGCGCACCUAUCCGACGUCUACACUAACCGUUUAAAUAUGAUGCUCGAGGCAUGUGAGAAACAUUUGCCUAAGAACAUUUGUAGUUGGAAGGUGCCUACCUCGGGCAUGUUUUUAUGGAUUAGUGUGGACGUCACCAAGCACCCCAAAGCUUCGGGCGGCGAGCCUACCACCGAGUUCCAGAUGGAGGUUGAGGGCGCUCUGUACGAGAGGUCGAGAGACAACGGCGUCUUGAUCAGCAGAGGAAGUUGGUUCCUCGCCGACCCCAAGCAGGUUAGCGAGGCUGCCCUUCGCGUCACAUUUGCUGCUGCUACAGAGCCGGAGCUAGUGCCUGGUAUUGAGCGCCUGAGCAAGGCUGUGCGCGAAGAAUUUGGGUUUUAA
Molecule: messenger RNA, 1521 nt
Organism: Beauveria bassiana ARSEF 2860
Lineage: Eukaryota; Fungi; Ascomycota; Sordariomycetes; Hypocreales; Cordycipitaceae
Product: aromatic amino acid aminotransferase
Exons: 1
Coding region: 1-1521 (506 amino acids)
Biological process (GO): aromatic amino acid catabolic process; L-tyrosine biosynthetic process
Molecular function (GO): pyridoxal phosphate binding; aromatic-amino-acid:2-oxoglutarate transaminase activity; L-2-aminoadipate:2-oxoglutarate transaminase activity
Source: RefSeq, a predicted model, not a curated record